AUGGGUAUUUCUGUUCAAACACGGGGGCAAGCAGGCGGGCAGAAAAAGAACUGGAGCUAUAGAAGGUACAACAGACACAGACAUCAACGCGUCACUUCCCGCGUUGCCGGCCGGUUCGGUGUUUUGUUUGCACUGCACUGCACUGUUACAUGUGCUCUCCUCCACAUGUUGAACAGUCGUGCAGCUAAGCCCAGGGCAGGGCAGGGUAAGGGGGUUAAGGAUGGGGAGGGGGUCGAUCGAAUAGGAGAAUUAAAUAUCAUUCACCCCCCUCCCUCCUUACAGCUAGCCUUCUUCCAGCCAAGGCUUGAGGCUCCGUCGUGUACGUAG
This is a messenger RNA of Morchella sextelata, 327 nucleotides long. RefSeq lists its product as uncharacterized. The transcript is spliced from 5 exons. The record is from RefSeq and is a predicted model, not a curated record. NCBI's taxonomy places the organism in Eukaryota, Fungi, Ascomycota, Pezizomycetes, Pezizales, Morchellaceae. Bases 1 to 327 code for a protein of 108 amino acids.